AUGUCCCGGUUGGAUGGGGGUAACAGUUACCUUGUUGGAGGGGACGGCCAUGUGUUGCCGAUAACUGCUUCCCAUUGGGAAUAUGUAUUCGGAUUCCAGAACAGCGGUCUUCCGGUGCCAGUGAAGGAGUCUGAUCUUCCUCCAGGCACCCUUAAAGCGAUGGCCCUCAAGUAUGGUGAAAAGAAUACAUCAACCUCAAAGAGCACAAUAAUCAUAGCGAAAUCUGUAAAGGAAUUGGCAGGGCCGGUUGACGGUGAAGGAAAGAUAAAGCCCCUGGCUAAUCAGCGUGAUAGGGCCUCGUUCAUGGAAAAUUUCAUGAUUGUGUUGCUGGGGCAGAUUUUAUGUCCUUCUACCGAUGGGGGUAACAUGUCUUUAAAAUUGCUAGGUGCAGUUUCCGUGGCAAAGAAUGCAUCACUGUACAAUUGGUGUGAGUUUUGUCACACAUGGCUUUUAGACUACGGAGACGCCUGUCAGCGGAAGAUAGACCAUCAGGGGUAUGCCGCUGGGACUGGUGGUUGUGUGUUGUUUUUGCUGUAUCCUGUCUUCUAUUACAGUGCCUUAUCUGAAAGUGGAUUUGUUUUACAGAUUUUCUACCUAGACCAUUUAUGCAGGCAUCCUGUGAGAUGGGAUGAGUUUCCCAGGAUCAAAGUCUGGACACAGGAGGAAGUGGAUGAGGCCAAGAAUCGGGAUAGGAAAGCGAGUGAAGAUUAUGGAAGGAUUACGACUGUUGAUGUUGUGUACGGGGAUCCUCAUCCCCUUUACGGCAGGGAGGGUAGACGGUCUCCCGCAGUAGAGGUUGCUGAGAUGUGGGAUAAUUUUCAAAUACUGAGUGUUAGUGAUAAACAGGUUAUGGGGCAGCUUGCUCCAUUAUUGCAAGAUCGCCGGGGCGUAUCCCGUGAAAGAGGAAUGAGGUCAUAUCAUGCUACCGAUCAUUUGACGAUAGAUGUUGAUGGUGUGGCUAUGCCGUUGGACCAGUCUGUGAAUAAGGUGCUUACAGAGUUGGAUGCCGAUGACGAUUCCGAUGUGGAGUUGCAACCGUCUGAUAGGGGACGUGUAUUUGUGGGCCCUCAUGUCAGUGUGCCAGUUAUGAAUCCCCUAGACCCGGUCAGCCACGGUGAUGUACCUUUGGUCCACACUGCUGAUGAUGUUGGUGUAGUAGCAACUGACCCAGAAACAAGCAAGCACCCGGUCGACCAGACACAACAGCACGUACAGGUUCAAGCUGGUGACGGGCCACUUCCAAAUGGAAUGUCAUCGGAGAAGGUGGGACAGCUGGGUGUAGUUGAAGACAAAGAGGAUGGUGAAGACAAUGGUGAGGAGAAUGUUGAGGAGCCGGAAGAGCAGGAUGGUGGCGUCAAGGAUGGGGGGCCGAAUAAUAGGGAUGAUGACGAUGAUGAGGGACCGGCUAAUGGUCCUGUGCAAGGAACGGUUGCAGCAUCGCCCUUGGAGAACAUCGCUCAAGAGAACCCCCCUGAAGAUAAGAACAGUGAAGAGAACACCAGUCAAGAUAACCCCACUGAAGGGAACACCACUGAUGAGAAUCUCCAAACUGAUGACCAAGAAGGACCACGGGAGAAAUUGAUCCUAAGGAUUCCGAGAACAAACCCAAAAACACGCUAUCGGCAGACGCGAGUACGAAUGACAAAACUUGAGAGUGACGUAGUAGCUUAUGUGGAGUCAUACAAUCCUAAAGGGAAAGAGCAGGGGGCCAUGCUUAUCGAGUGUGAUGGUAAUGAUGCAAAUCGGAUGAUGUGCUACUCGGUUGUGCGUCCUAGGGAGUACGUGCAUUCCCAGUACGUUCGGGCCGUUGCAAACAUAUACAACAGGGAAUGGGCUCUGGAAUACCCAACGAAUUCUCGCAGAAUCAUGCUGGACUCCUCAUUUGCGUAUCAGAAAUUAAAGACGAGGGAAACAUAUGCUGGUCUGCUGAAGAAGUGGUCCACCCUUCUCCAGAAGAUUGUGUCAGCUGAUAUAUCUGUGGUCUAUGUUCCAGUUGUGGACAACGGACAUUGGUGGUGUGUUGCUUUUGCACUGAAAGACCAGAAGAUAUGGUUCAUUGACAGCAUGUAUACUAAUCCUGCUUCCGAGCAUUCUGGGGAUGUUAAAAAAUUGAUAGCAGCUGUGGAGUACGUUCUACAUUGGAGGGACACGCAAUAUAAUGCAGCUCUUGUUUGGAAGUUGAAGCAAAUGCAUACUUGGCCCUUGGACUCCAUUAGCUUCCCUGACUACAACGACAAUCAUGCGUGUGGAAUAGUAAUGCUUAUGGCUAUCCAGGAAAGUGCAAGGGCAUUUACAAAGACGAUGCAUGUGGGGGACAUCAAUGUAGCUCGGAGGGCACUGUUUUUGUCUCACUUGAAUUCAGAUUUCAACUCCUGCCGCCCGCUUCUUCCCCAAAUCGUUGCAACCCACUGCCCAGUUCGUUGAUGUUUGGUCGUGCUUCUUCUGCUAACGUUUAGGGUUUUUAACAGAGAAAACAAUUGCACACUUAUCUGGUCAAAUUUUGAAAUGUGAUUAACGCGUGAACUUAAUCAUAGUUGUUGUCUUUUGAUACUCACAUUAUUUC
Messenger RNA from Spinacia oleracea (spinach), 2563 nucleotides. RefSeq lists its product as uncharacterized. Lineage: Eukaryota; Viridiplantae; Streptophyta; Magnoliopsida; Caryophyllales; Amaranthaceae. The coding region runs from base 1 to 2424 and encodes 807 amino acids. The transcript has 11 exons. Gene Ontology annotation, biological process: proteolysis. The record is from RefSeq and is a predicted model, not a curated record. Gene Ontology annotation, molecular function: cysteine-type peptidase activity.